Molecule: messenger RNA, 1071 nt
Organism: Solea solea (common sole)
Lineage: Eukaryota; Metazoa; Chordata; Actinopteri; Pleuronectiformes; Soleidae
Product: cysteine-rich venom protein latisemin
Exons: 6
Coding region: 123-674 (183 amino acids)
Cellular component (GO): extracellular region
Source: RefSeq, a predicted model, not a curated record
GUGUGUCUGGGUGUGUCGUGUGUGUGCAUGCAGCUAUCUCCACAAACAAAACAUGGAUUCGGAAAGAGAUCGUUGAUGUCCACAAUAGGUACAGACGUUUGGUUCAGCCCCCAGCAUCGGACAUGCUGCAGAUGAGCUACAGCACUGCGUUAGAAGCUACUGCUCAGGCCUGGGUUGAAAAUUGCAUCCUGGCUCAUGGUCCUCCCAGUUCCCGCAUGCUCGAUGGAUAUCAAUUAGGUGAGAACCUGUUCUAUUCGAACUCGCCUUAUUCCUGGUCGCAGGCCAUUGGUGCCUGGCACAGUGAGGUGGAGCACUACCAGUAUCCCAACGUGUCGACCAAUGGAGAAAGCAUCGGCCACUACACACAGUUGGUGUGGAACACCUCCUACAAGGUCGGCUGUGGAGUGAAGAAUUGCAACGGCACCUAUCUCUACGGUUGCCACUAUUAUCGAGCAGGAAACUUCGUGGGCUGGCCUCCUUACAAAGUUGGACGUCCUUGUGGUUCCUGUAACAGCAGCUGCGUAGAUCAACUCUGCACCAACCCAUGUCCCUAUGUGAACCCAUUCAGCAACUGUCCGGCCAUGGUAGUGAAUCUCGGAUGCAAUAACACUGUAGCAAGGGCCACGUGUUUUGCUUCGUGUAACUGCACCAAUAAAAUCAUCCCAAUAGGCUGACGACGAAUCUGCAAGUCUAACCUAACCAUGCUUUGACUUUUCCACACUAUCAUCUUUUGGUUCAGAGGCUAAAGUGAAAAACAAAAACAAAAAAACAACGGUAGCACUGUGUCACCAUAUCAGGAUAAUAUACUCACGUCACAUUAGAAGAGAAAGAGUCUUUCAAAAAUUCCGAAUUUAAGGGGGAUAUAUUGUGGAUCUUUGGUAUUUCGAAACAUUUCAGUAGAGACAAUAUGACUGUGUUUGUAUGCAUGUGUUUGAUGUUUGGGGAAUUUAGGUUCUAAAAUCAUACAGCGUCAGGUGAACAGCAGAUGUGACCAUGUGAGCAGUUAGAACUACCUGUGUUGUGGUAAAUUGGGCGACUAUAAUUCAUCAAUAAACAGACUAAUAACAAUCA